ACCCACCCCCUUCCUUUCUCUGGGCUCAGGGAAAUGGAGACGCAGCGCGGGCUGACCGGCGCCAUGUUACAGUGGGCGCUCGUGAGGCGCGGAGCCUUUUCUGUUGUUUAAAUGUUGGAUUUCCUCCUCUUGUUGUUGUUGUUGUGAUCGUCGGAGGUUUACGCGGAGGGGGGCAUAGGGAGGUUUUUGCUUUUGAGGGAAUUACGCGCGUUAAGCCAGACGCAAUGUCGGCACCUGGAGAUCAGGCCAUGGGUGGGACCCCCCACCCAGGCCUCUCUCCAGGGCCCGGCCCGUCCCCCGGCACCAUGAUGGGUCCCAGCCCUGGCACCAUGCUGGGCCACAGCCCUGGCCAGAUGGUGGGGCCCAGUCCUGGUGGGGCCAUGAUGGGACCUUCACCGGGGCCCAUAAUGGGGCCCAGCCCAGGACCUGGGCCCUCGCCCGGCUCCAUGCACGGAAUGAUGGGCCCAAGCCCCGGACCACCACCCAGUGGGCACCCCAUGGGCAUGCCAGGCGCUGCGGGCUACCCACCGGAAAGCAUGUACCCCAUGCACAAGUCAAUGGAAUCCAUGCAGGACAAAGGCAUGGUGGACGAUCCGCGCUACGGGCCGAUGCGCCCGAUGGGCAUGAGGCCGACGAUGUCGAGCCUGCCUCCACCGCACAGCCCCAUGGAUCAGCAUUCCCAGGGUUACCCGUCGCCACACCCAUCUCCGAUGAGCGGCGCCGAGCAUGCCUCCAGCCCCAUGCAAGGCGGCAUCGCACCUCCGCCAGCCGCGGGUCCGUCUGGGACCCCCGACCCAACCCAGGGCGCCGUCGCAAGCAAGGGCACCUCGCCCUCCUUCAGCCCCCUCCAACUGCAGCAGCUGCGUGCUCAGAUCCUGGCUUACAAGCUGCUUGCCCGGGGCCAACCCUUGCCCGAGAACCUGCAGCUGGCAGUCCAGGGCAAGCGGCCGCCGCCGGGACCACAGUCGUCCCACCAGGCACCCCCGCCCGGUCCUCAGAACCUCCCGCCGCAGUUCAGCCGUCCACACGCAAUGGGUAUUUCCCCAAUGCCUGGAGGUGCAGUACAAGGGCCUAUGUCCACUGGCAGUAGCAAACCGUGGUCUGAAGGUCCCUCGCUGAGUUCGGUGGUGUCGAGCAGCACGCCCCAACGCCACCCGACAGCCGGCCGACCCUCUCCUGCCCCACCACCCUCCGUGCCCCCGACAUCUGUGCCGGGCGGAGUGCCGGGUACCCCACAGGGGCAGUCGGCCCCCCACCCACAGAUGACGCCGCAGCCGUUAGGGCCCGGUCCAACGCCGCACGGACCGAUGGCUACGCCGGGCCAUGUUGGGUCGAGCGUGCCGCCUUUCCAGUUACGCCAGAACCUCAUCACGCCCAUCGCCAAGCCACAGGGCCUCGACCCUGUAGAAAUCCUGCAGGAGAGGGAGUACAGGCUACAGGCUCGCAUCGCCCACCGCAUUGAGGAGCUAGAGAACCUGCCUGGGUCACUGCCGGGCGACCUGCGCAACAAGGCCACCAUCGAGAUCAAGGCGCUGCGCCUCCUCAACUUUCAGCGUCAGCUACGGCAGGAGGUUGUUGCCUGCAUGCGGCGCGACACGACGCUCGAGACGGCGCUCAACGCCAAGGCGUACAAGCGCAGCAAGCGGCAGACGCUGCGCGAGGCGCGCAUCACCGAGAAGCUGGAGAAGCAGCAGAAGAUCGAGCAGGAGCGCAAGCGCAAGCAGAAGCACCAGGAGUACCUGAAUAGCAUCCUGCAGCAUGCCAAGGACUUCAAGGAGUUCCACCGAACGAUGACGGCCAAGGUGCAGAAAGUGACUCGCGCCGUGGCCACGUACCACGCCAACACAGAGCGCGAGCAGAAGAAGGAGAAUGAGCGAAUCGAGAAGGAGCGCAUGCGGCGCCUCAUGGCAGAAGAUGAGGAAGGUUACAGGAAUCUUAUCGACCAGAAGAAGGACAAGCGUCUGGCGUACCUGCUGAUGCAGACGGACGAGUACAUUGGUAAUCUCACGGACCUGGUGCGCGAGCACAAGAUUCAGCAGGCUGCCCGUGAAAAGAAGAAAAAGAAGAAAAGGAAGAAGAAGAAGCAGGAGGAGAAUGGAGAGAAUUCUAAUUCAGGGAUGGGUCCGGAUGGAGAGCCACUGGAUGAGAGCAGUCAGAUGAGCGACCUCCCGGUCAAGGUCAUCCAGACGGAAUCGGGCCGCAUCCUCACAGGCCCGGAGGCCCCUAAGGCCAGCCAGCUGGACACCUGGCUUGAGAUGAACCCUGGGUAUGAAGUUGCCCCGAGGUCGGAUAGCGAAGAGAGUAGCUCUGAAGAGGAUGACACGGAAGAUGAGGAUGAAGAUUCGUCUCAGCAGCAGGCGCCUCCUCCCGGCGAGGAGACCACGAAGAAAGGAAAGCGGUUGCCAAACCCCGACACCGAGGACGUCUCUGAGGACGACGCAAAGAACAUCAUCGAGCACGCCCGGCAGGAUGUGGAUGAUGAGUACCGCAGGCAGGAGGUGAGCGGAUCGCAGUCCUACUACACCAUGGCCCACGCCGUCUCCGAGAGGGUGGAGUGCCAGUCGUCCCUGCUUGUCAACGGCUCCCUCAAGAUGUACCAGGUGCAAGGCCUCGAGUGGCUGGUGUCGCUCUACAACAACAACCUCAACGGCAUCCUGGCUGACGAGAUGGGGCUCGGCAAGACUAUCCAGACCAUAGCCCUCAUCACCUACCUCAUGGAGCACAAGCGACUCAAUGGGCCCUUCCUCAUCAUCGUACCCCUCUCGACCUUGUCAAACUGGAUGAUGGAAUUUGACAAAUGGGGCCCAUCCGUGGUGAAGAUAUCUUACAAGGGUUCUCCUAUUGCGCGGCGAGCAUUCAUGCCACAGCUUCGCAGCGGAAAGUUCAACGUGCUGCUCACCACGUACGAGUACAUCAUCAAGGACAAGCACGUGCUGGCCAAGCUCCGCUGGAAGUACAUGAUUGUGGACGAAGGACACAGAAUGAAGAACCACCACUGCAAGCUGACCCAGGUGCUGAACACGCACUACAUCGCGCCACGACGCCUUCUGCUCACGGGAACGCCGCUGCAGAACAAGCUGCCCGAGCUGUGGGCCCUGCUCAACUUCCUGCUGCCCACCAUUUUCAAGAGCUGCAGCACCUUUGAGCAGUGGUUCAACGCCCCCUUUGCCUUGACGGGAGAAAAGGUGGACCUCAACGAGGAGGAGACAAUCCUCAUCAUCCGCCGUCUGCACAAGGUGCUGCGCCCCUUCCUCCUGCGCCGCCUCAAGAAGGAGGUCGAGUCCCAGCUGCCCGAGAAGGUGGAGUACGUGAUCAAGUGCGACAUGUCGGCGCUGCAGAAGGUGCUGUACCGACACAUGCAGGCCAAGGGCGUGCUGCUCACCGAUGGCUCAGAGAAGGACAAGAAGGGCAAGGGUGGUGCCAAGACUCUGAUGAACACCAUCGUACAGCUGAGGAAGAUUGCAAACCAUCCUUACAUGUUCCAGCACAUCGAGGAGUCGUUUGCGGAACAUCUUGGCUUCCCCAACAGCAUCGUGCAAGGGGCUGACCUAUUCCGCGCAUCUGGGAAGUUCGAGCUACUGGACCGCAUCCUGCCCAAGCUGAGAGUCAGCAACCACCGAGUGCUGCUUUUCUGCCAGAUGACCUCCCUCAUGACCAUCAUGGAGGACUACUUUGCCUUCCGCAGCUUUCGCUACCUGCGCCUUGAUGGCACCACCAAGUCGGAAGAUCGCAGCAACUUGCUGAAGACGUUCAACGAGCCCAACUCUCCCUACUUCAUCUUCCUGUUGAGCACGCGUGCCGGAGGGCUGGGUCUCAACCUCCAGGCCGCAGACACUGUCAUCAUAUUCGACUCCGACUGGAACCCCCAUCAGGAUCUGCAAGCGCAGGACCGUGCCCACCGCAUCGGGCAGCAGAACGAGGUGCGCGUGCUGCGCCUCUGCACUGUAAACAGCGUGGAGGAGAAGAUCCUGGCGGCCGCCAAGUACAAGCUCAACGUGGACCAGAAGGUCAUUCAGGCCGGCAUGUUCGACCAGAAGUCGUCCGGCCACGAGCGGAGGGCGUUCUUGCAGGCGGUGCUGGAGCACGAGGAGCAGAAUGAGGAGGAGGAUGAGGUUCCGGACGAUGAGACGGUCAAUCAGAUGAUCGCCCGGAGUGAGGAGGAGUUCGAGAUGUUCAUGCGCAUGGACCUGGACCGGCGGCGGGAGGACGCACGCAACCCCCGGCGCCGGCCGCGCCUCAUGGAGGAGGACGAGCUGCCCAACUGGAUCAUCAAGGACGACGCGGAGGUGGAGCGGCUGACCUGUGAGGACGAGGAGGAGAAGCUGUUCGGCCGUGGCUCCCGGCAGCGCAAGGAGGUCGAUUAUAGCGACUCGCUCACCGAGAAGCAGUGGCUCAAGGCGAUCGAGGAGGGCAACUUGGACCUGCUGGAGGAGGAAGUGCGCAUGAAGAAGGCACGCAAGCGGAAGCGCGAUCCUGACACGCCGGGGCCGAGCCGCGAGCGUGUGGGGGCGGCCCCCGAGCCGGAGGAGAAGGCGAAGAAGAAACGCGGCCGCCCCCCCGUGGAGAAGCCCGUGCCCAACCCGCCCGCCCUCACACGCAAGAUGAAGCGUAUCAUCGACACUGUCAUCAAGUACCGCGACAGCUGUGGCCGACAGCUGAGCGACGUGUUCAUCCAGCUGCCAUCGCGGAAGGAGCUUCCAGAGUACUAUGAACUCAUCCGCCGCCCUGUGGACUUCAACAAGAUCAAGGAGCGGAUCCGAAUCCACAAGUACCGAAGCAUGGACGACCUGGAGAAAGAUGUGAUGCUGCUUUGUCACAAUGCACAGACUUUCAACCUGGAGGGUUCCCUGAUCUACGAAGACUCCAAGGUACUGCAGGGAGUGUUCCGAAGCGAGCGCGAGAAGGAAGAGGAGAGCGAGGAGGAGAGCGACAGCGGAGAGGAGGAUGAGGGUGACUCCGACAAUGAGAGUCACAGCGUGAAGGUGAAGAUACGGCUGGGACGGCGGGAUCGCGGGCGCGACAAGGGCAAAGCGCGCAAGCGGCCGAGCCGCCCCGCCAAGGUCAAGCCCGUGAUCAGCGACGAGGAGUCCAACGAGUCUCAGGACAACCAGGUGGGGGCCGCGCACAACGCGCCGCCCGCCGGGAAACCUGGGCGAGCGUCGACUCCGUUAACGGCGCCAGCCUGUAACAAUGACAUGGACGAUUUGAAAAAUUAAACUUCAAGCAAAGGAACGUUCGGAGGGAAGCGGUGACACCGAGGAGGAUUGAAAUCGGCCGACAGUUGGAUUGUGACCAUCCCCCGGGCUUUGCUAACUUUGUGAUAUGUACCACUUUCCUGGAUGGCGUCGAAGGCCUAUUCAUGUGCAUUUUAGAACACAAAUAAGAUUUUCACGCCUCUGCUAAUCUGCUUUUUUAUGCCCAAAGUGAGUGGCUUUCAAUGCUUCAUUUUUUUCGUGUGCAUGUGUUACAGUGAGUGUCAACAAAAAAUAGCUGGUUGUUAUUUUGGUUAUGAGCAGCCUAGUCCAGCAACAAUUACCCUUCGGUCGGAUCUUGGCAUUUGGGAUGCGUCCUCUUUACCAGUGAACUUGAAAGGCAUUGCAACAACUUUUUCGUGUACAUGCUGACUCUGUGCAGACUUCGACAAAAAUCAAUUGAUGCACCCUCUGCAAGCUGCGGUAUGAUGAUGUCCCCCACCAGCAGUCGAACUUUCAACAUGAGGCACUUUUUCAUGUUCAUGUAUCAACGCCCAACUUCGGAGCACAUUUUCUAAUCCACCGUGGCAAUAUAAGCAUAUCUGAUAUGCUUUCUUUUUGGCUGGUUGCAUAAGACAUCUUUAAGUAUAAUGUUCCCAGUUUGUCAAUAUAGUAGUUUAAAGGGCAAAAACAACUUUAUGCGUUUUAUGCAACUGGUCAGAGGGCAUACAAUGCAUGGUGCGACUUUAUGGAAUGAAACCAUAGUACUGUGGACAGCAGUUUGGUAGAAGUGUUGGCCGGCCAGCCAUGCUGUGGUAGAUUCAUGUGCCACUGUAGCAUGGAUUUUGCCUUCUCAUACUCGACACACACGCCAAAGUGACAUUAGUUUAAUCCUGCAACCUUUUGCAACCAGGUUAGAGUACAUGCAAGCAAACAUGUCCUGCUGUGAAUAGUGGACUUGAUUUAAAAAUACGUGGCAUAGGGUACCGUACACAAAAGAGAGGGGGGAGGGGGGGGGGGUUUGCAUUGGAGCGAUUCUACUGCAGCAACUUUUGUGCAACGACGAUGGAAAGAAAAUAACUGCAACGUAAAUGUUAGUGCGUUGCUGCAAAACUGCUUGUACGGCAUAGACUCAAUGGAGUUGACUAGUAUAGCUAGGUUGGCCACACGGGACGUUGAAAUCUUGAGAGGAGGGUUGAAGUAGCGAAAUAAAUAGGCUGAACAAUCAAGACUGUACCAGGCUGUAGCCAUAGUAGGGUACACAAGAAUAUUUGUUUUCUUCAAUUUGGUCUGUAUAGCAUUUGUCGCUGUAGGAACGUACGGUUUAAGAGCCAUUCGUUCGAUCGUUUUUAGUUCAGUGUGUUUCGUGAGAAUGAACAGUUGGAUGAUGUUAAUGGGAUCAACUGUGGAUGAAUGGGGACGAUGUUCGGGUUACUCAUAUUAAACUGUUCAGUAGCUCAUCCUAUUCUUUAGUCAAGCCAUGUUAUCUAUUUACCAUAUCUCUGUAGCUUAACUUUCCAAUACUUUGAUGUAUGGCACCAGUCAUUUAAUAAAAAAUAAUAUUAUAUU
Messenger RNA from Petromyzon marinus (sea lamprey), 6761 nucleotides. Its product is annotated as SWI/SNF-related matrix-associated actin-dependent regulator of chromatin subfamily A member 2-like. The record is from RefSeq and is a predicted model, not a curated record. Gene Ontology annotation, cellular component: nucleus. NCBI's taxonomy places the organism in Eukaryota, Metazoa, Chordata, Hyperoartia, Petromyzontiformes, Petromyzontidae. Gene Ontology annotation, biological process: regulation of DNA-templated transcription. Gene Ontology annotation, molecular function: histone binding; ATP binding.